Messenger RNA from Oryzias melastigma (Indian medaka), 3576 nucleotides. Its product is annotated as polyunsaturated fatty acid lipoxygenase ALOX8. The record is from RefSeq and is a predicted model, not a curated record. Gene Ontology annotation, molecular function: iron ion binding; oxidoreductase activity, acting on single donors with incorporation of molecular oxygen, incorporation of two atoms of oxygen; protein binding. NCBI's taxonomy places the organism in Eukaryota, Metazoa, Chordata, Actinopteri, Beloniformes, Adrianichthyidae. Bases 1144 to 3129 code for a protein of 661 amino acids. The transcript is spliced from 14 exons. Gene Ontology annotation, biological process: linoleic acid metabolic process; lipid oxidation.
GUCCCAAUUUCAGUUUAUCUUGAUGCAGUGCGCAACAUCAACCCUGAUGAAACAAGGUGGAAGUUUGGCAGACUGGUUCUCAAGUAGGACAUACAAGAUAUUAUUGAUGUUGGUCCUCAAAAACUUGUCCAGCCCAAUAUCCCGGAUGCUACUAUUUUGAUAGUUGCAAAGACAGAAUGGGAUCUUUGUCUCCCAAUUUAAGAUCUUUUCUCUGUUGCUCGGCUUUACGCAGGGUGAAUUUGGUAGGUGGCUUGGCUCAGGAUCCCCAAAACUCAUCAGAUCUGCUGCCUUUGCUGACUUCCACACAGCUGGUUCCAUCCUACCCUCACACAGCUCUCUCCCAAUAUACAUCCGCAAAUUUCCAGAUAUGAAAUGCUCUCUAUUAAACACCAGAAUUGCAGAGAAUGUAAAACAUUAUUAGGGAUUAUUUAUAUAUAUAUAUAUAUAUGCGAACACACCAUGGUUUUAUUUCUUUAUUUCCACCGGACAGAGAUUUUUUCCCGCAACAAACUCACCCGUCACCCACUCACAGAUUUUUCUCCAAUGACCAUCAUGUUCUCAAUGCUCCUCUUUCAAAGAAAUUUCUUUCAAACUGAAACAUGCUCUACGAGGAAAAUUCAUUGUAAUUGAUGACUGAUGUCAAAAACUUUAUCUUUCUGUGGAAUCUCAAAGACAAAAUUUGGUCAAACUUGUCUGUUUCCUCAUCACAGAUGACAUUUCAUGGACAGACAGCAUCCGAGAGACAAGGAUCCCUCUGCUUCCUUGUCAAGCGUUUUUUUUUUUUUUUUUCAUCAUUUUUAUCUUAUUAACAUCUCUUCUUUUUUUGUCUUUCCCACCAGUUCCGGAUCUGUGUCAUACAUUACAUAAUUUGGUCAAACUUGUCUGACGUUUCCUCAUUACAGACGAAAUUUUCAAGUAACACACCCACCCAUCCUCUUAAAGGUUGUGUAUAAAAGACCAAACCUGCUGGCAUGUUUUAUACCUGCAAAGCAGAUCCUCACCAGAGUUUUUAUACUGAACUCACAGAGGUAAGAAACAAUAUUUUCGGGUCGCCUAGAUUUUCCUGUUAAAAGUAAAAAUACUGAUCAUUCAUUAGUAUUGUUGAUUUUUUUUUUUUUGAAAGAUUUUACAUUUUGAGACAAAAUGGUUGACUACAAAGUGACUAUUUGGACUGAAGAUGCACAACCCUCCUUCUUGUUACAUUCGGUCUACAUCACUCUGUUCGGCACAGAAGGGGAGAGUGAAUGCAUGAUUCUCCGACAAUGGAUUCACACAUUCAGCAAAGGAAAUAAGUCAACAUCCACUGUGAGCUGCUUUAAAGACAUUGGAGAGAUCACUUCAAUAAAGCUGGGAAAAAGUAAGCUCAGCCUUACUCAGUGGCUCCCUGGAAUGGUGGAAGUGGAAUCUCCCACUGGAAAGGUCUACAAGUUUCCCGUCUACCACUGGAUUGCUAGUGACAAUGUGGACACGUUUAGAGAAGGAAAAGCUGUGUUGGACAAGGAUGAGUCAAGUGAAACAGGUGAACUCCGGAAGAAAGAGAUCCAGGAGGAGCAAAGAGUUUACUGUUGGGAUGUCUAUAAGGAUAGAAUGCCAAGAUGUGUGAAGGCAGACUCCUUUUUAUCACUGCCUCAAGACGACCGCUCCACCUUGAGUAGUGUCCUGAUGACUUUUUCCAGUGAUGGCAAAGCAUUAUUGCUGGAGCUUCUUGCAUUUGUAACCAGCGAAACAAACUGGAAAAGUUUUGACGACAUUGAGCCCAUGUACAAACGACAUGUGACUCCAGCAUCAGAGUAUGUCUUCCAACACUGGAAGGAGGAUUCCUUCUUUGCCUACCAGUUUCUGAAUGGGAUCAACCCCAUGGUGAUCAAGCGCAUUGAAGCCCUUCCUGAAAACUUCCUUGUGGCUGAUAAGGUCUUCCAAAAUGCUCCAGUCGAUCUGAAAACAGAAAUGGAGAAAGGAAACAUUUUCCUGUGUGACUACAAGAUUCUGGACAAAGUGACAACAAACACCAUCGACGGCAAGAAGCAGUACCUGGCUGCUCCACUCGUCCUGCUCCACCAGAUUGAAGACAGGAUGAUGCCCAUCGCGAUUCAGUUGAAGCAGAAUCCAGGACAGGACAACCCCGUCUUCCUUCCCUCUGACUCUGAGAAUGACUGGCUGUUGGCAAAGCUGUAUGUGAGAAGUGCAGACUUCAACCUGCAUGAGCUCAACUAUCACCUGCUGCGCACUCACCUGCUGGCUGAGGUUUUUGCUGUUGCUCUAAAGAGAAACUUACCCAGAGUGCACCCUGUUUACAAGCUUCUUGUCCGUCACACACGCCACACUCUGCAGAUCAACUUCUUGGCUCGCCAUAUUCUUAUCUCAGAGGAAGGCGUUUUCAAUAAGUUUGCAGCCUCUGGUGGGGAAGGUUUGCCACACCUCAUCGGGAAAUUUCUCUCCAACCUCACCUACAAGUCUCUCUGCAUACCUGAUGACAUUGAGGACCGAGGUCUGAAAGAUGUGAAAAACUUCUACUACAAAGAAGACGGACUGAAUCUGUGGAACAUCAUGCACAGUUUUGUGACAAAGAUUCUCGGCUACUACUAUACGGAUGAUGGCGUGGUUCAGAAAGACGAUGAGCUGCAGAACUGGAUCAAGGAAAUCUUUGAACAUGGAUUUCUGAAGAAAGAAGAGACUGGCAUCCCACAGAAGUUCACCACUGUGUCUGAGCUGGUCAAGUUUGUUACCAUGGUGAUGUUCACCUGCUCUGCCCAGCAUGCAGCUGUGAACUCUGGACAGUAUGACUUUUAUGGAUGGAUGCCAAACGGCCCCUCCACCAUGCAGGAGCCCCCACCCACCAAGAAGGGAGAGGUGACCAAGGCCAGAAUCAUGGGAGCACUGCCUGACGCUCGAACCACAGCUUUCAACAUGGGGACAGUUUGGGCCCUCAGCACACCUCCCAGUGAUGCUAAAUUUCUUCCAGACUUCAAGGAGGAAUAUUUCACAGAGGACGGUCCUUGUGAGGAAAUCCAAACGUUCAAAUCCCAGCUCCAAGAUUUGAGCAAUAACAUCACAAAGAGGAACAAGACCAUAGAGCUGCCGUACACUUACCUGGAUCCAGCGUGUGUGGAGUGGAGUGUGGAUAUAUAGAGUGCAGGCCACUGCAGGAGACCAACACUCCUUCAGCUUAAUGAUUUCAGCGUUUUCUUUAAAAAACAACUAAAAACAUCUUUUUAAAAUAGCUUUUUCUUAAUUCUGUUUUUAUAUUCUGUGUUUUACUGUGAAACACUGUGAUUUUUAUCUUGAAAGGGGCUAUAUAAAUAAAGAUUAUUAUUAUUAUUUGCUUCCUAGGAGAAUUUAAUUAUUUUUUUCUGCUUUCUUUAUAAUCACACAUGUUUGAGACAGAAAUUAAUGGUGGUGUUUCUUUGCAGAAUUACUUUGUUCUUCUGUGUGUGAUUGCUGUUCAUCUAUUUGAUGUGUUAAAUCAAAACUGCAAAUCAUCUGUAAUGUUAAUCCUUUAACAGUUUAUUCUCUUAAAAAUCAAACUUUAUCUUUCUUAACCUCUUGAAGCAACAAUAAAUAAGCCGUCUAAACAAA